CCUGUACCGAUUCCAAGGUUAUUAGCACUUCCAAUUAACAUUUCCACUUACUAUCUUCAACUUUACCACCGCACCACCGCACCACCACUAUUCUUGACGAGUUCAGUGUCACUCCUUCUGGGAUGCAUAAUUGCGUUGGCUUCCUCAAACCACCCCUUUAACGUCAAGACGGUCCGCGUAAUUGUUCAAUCCUAUUCCAUACCUCGUAUCUCGACUCUGGGCUUCGACCGAACAUCGAACUCUUUAAUACCACCACUAAACUAAACUUCCUCUAACCGUCCUUGUUUCUGUCGGUCCACCUACCUACUUACAACCUAAUAGAACCGAGUUAUUCCUCGCGGUCGGGAGCCGCAACAAUUGCCCAGCAUGGCGACCUUCCUUGAAAAUGCCUAUAGCUUGGUCCACCAGGACAAUACCGCAGAUGUUCCCACUAUGUCAGAUCUACGCAUGCAGUUAGAGAAGGGCACAGAUGAGACAAAAGUUGAUACCAUGAAGCGCAUCUUGACCGUCAUGUUGAACGGCGAUCCCAUGCCCCAGCUUCUUAUGCACAUCAUCCGAUUCGUCAUGCCCUCCAAAUAUAAGCCCUUGAAGAAGCUGUUAUACUUCUACUAUGAGAUCUGUCCCAAACUUGACUCGACCGGCAAGCUAAAGCAGGAGAUGAUUCUUGUUUGUAACGGUAUUAGAAAUGAUCUUCAACACCCAAACGAAUACAUUCGAGGAAAUACGUUGCGCUUCCUAUGCAAGCUACGAGAACCCGAGUUGAUCGAGCCGCUACUUUCCUCGGCUCGAGCUUGCCUUGAACAUCGUCAUGCCUACGUUCGAAAGAAUGCUGUUUUCGCCAUCUCUUCCAUCUUCCAACACUCACCAUCUCUUAUCCCGGACGCCUCCGACCUGAUCGCCGCCUUCCUCGAGGGAGAGAGUGAUGCUACUUGCAAGCGCAAUGCUUUCGCUGCGCUCGCUAGCAUUGAUCAUGAUAAGGCUCUAGUAUUCUUAAGCUCUGUCUUCGAGGGAAUUCCGAACGCCGAGGAAUUGCUACAGUUGGUAGAGCUUGAGUUCAUUCGAAAAGACGCCGUCCAGAACUCGCAACAUAAGGCUCGAUACUUGAGACUCAUCUUCGAUCUUCUUGAGGCCGGAGCUUCAACUGUCGUAUACGAAGCCGCCUCGUCGCUGACCGCCCUCACGAGCAACCCAGUUGCCGUCAAAGCGGCUGCGGCCAAGUUCAUCGAGCUAAGCAUCAAAGAAGCCGACAACAAUGUGAAGCUUAUCGUUCUAGACCGGGUAGACCAGUUACGACAGAAGAAUGAGGGCGUGCUGGACGAUCUCGUCAUGGAGAUUCUACGUGCGCUAACUAGUCCCGAUAUCGAUGUACGACGGAAGGCACUCACUAUCGCGCUGGAGAUGGUAUCGAGCAAGAACGUCGAAGAAGUCAUCCUACUACUUAAGAAGGAACUUUCCAAGACUGUUGACCAGGAAUACGAGAAGAAUGCCGAAUACCGCCAAUUGCUCAUCCACUCCAUUCACCAGUGCGCCAUUAAAUUCUCCGAGGUUGCAGCAAGCGUCGUGGACUUGUUGAUGGACUUCAUUGCUGAUUUCAGCAACUCGUCUGCUGUCGACGUUAUUUCCUUCGUCAAGGAAGUUGUUGAGAAGUUCCCUAAGCUACGCCCAUCAAUUGUUGCUCGAUUGGUCGAGACUCUUAGCGAGGUUAGAGCAGGAAAAGUUUACCGUGGGAUUAUUUGGAUAAUUGGCGAGUACUCGCUCGAAGAAAAGGAUAUCCGAGAUGCGUGGAAGAGGAUACGCGCAAGCUUGGGUGAGAUUCCCAUUCUUGCCUCCGAGCAGCGAUUAUUGGACAACGUAGACGGCGACGAAGAGAAAGAAAAAGAGCAAGUCAAUGGUCACUCGAAGCCUGCAGCGCCAUCAGGCUCAAGACGAGUUCUCGCCGACGGUACAUACGCUACCGAAACGGCGCUCACUAGCAGCUCGGCAGCCGCCGCAAAAUUAGAAGCUGUUAAAGCCGCCCAAAAACCCCCACUACGACAACUAAUCUUAGAGGGUGACUACUACUUGGCCGCUGUCCUCUCAGCAACCCUCACAAAGCUGGUCAUGCGCCACUCCGAGAUCUCAUCGGAUCGUGCUCGAACAAACGCCCUCAGAGCUGAAGCUAUGUUAAUCAUGAUAUCUAUUAUCCGUGUCGGCCAGUCGCAAUUCGUCAAGGCGCCUAUCGACGAGGAUUCCGUCGACAGAAUAAUGUCCUGUGUUCGAUCCUUAGCCGAAUUCUCUCAAAGGAAGGAGCUAGAGACUGUCUUCCUCGACGAUACACGAAAGGCUUUCCGAGCUAUGGUUGAGGUUGAAGAGAAGAAGCGAGCAGCAAAGACGGCCUUUGAAAAGGCCAAGACUGCCAUACAGGUCGACGAUGUCGUACAAAUCAGACAGCUCUCUAAAAAGAAUUCGGGAGAUGGUACCGAUGAGAUCGAACUGGAUCUUGAGAAGGCAACCGGUGGCGAGUCUGUGGCCGAGGAUCUUUCAUCGAAACUAAGCCGCGUCGUUCAGCUCACUGGCUUCUCCGACCCCGUUUACGCCGAGGCGUAUGUUAAGGUACACCAAUUUGAUAUCGUUCUAGAUGUCCUGUUGGUCAACCAAACUACCGAGACACUUCAAAAUCUCUCUGUUGAAUUUGCUACACUGGGAGACCUCAAGGUUGUAGAGCGACCUACAACGCAAAAUCUUGCUCCUCACGACUUCCACAAUGUACAAUGUACUAUCAAGGUGUCAUCUACGGAUACCGGUGUCAUUUUUGGCAACGUUGUGUAUGAUGGAGCUCACAGCACCGACACUAACGUUGUCAUUCUUAACGACUUACAUGUCGAUAUUAUGGAUUACAUCCAACCAGCGACGUGUACGGAGACGCAAUUCCGCACAAUGUGGACUGAGUUCGAAUGGGAGAAUAAGGUUAACAUCAAUAGUAAGGCCAAGAGCCUUCGGGACUUCUUGGAACAGUUGAUGGCCUGCACGAAUAUGAACUGCUUAACACCGGAAGCUAGUAUGAAGGGUGAUUGCCAGUUCUUGAGUGCUAACCUAUACGCCAGAAGUGUCUUCGGUGAGGAUGCGCUAGCAAACUUGAGCAUAGAAAAGGAGGGCGAUGAUGGACCAAUCACUGGAUUCGUCCGCAUAAGAAGCAGGUCGCAAGGAUUGGCCCUGAGCCUAGGCUCCCUCAAGGGUUUGAACAAGAUCGGCACUGCAGCUGCUUGAUUUAUGUACAAAGACAAGUUUAGAAGCAGAUAAUCUUUUUGCACUCCGGCGGUCGUUAAGAUCUUUGACCUUAAGAGAAAAAAACACAAGUUGGUAUGCAUUUGCAACACUGCCAAAUGAGCGUGUGCUUGAGGGAAGCCAACAGGCCAGUUGUAGUGAUAUCCAAGACGAUGAUGAUGUUCCGGAUGUGGUGCUCGGGUCGAGAUAGCAUGGAUCAAAAACGUGGUGCUGGAGUACCUCGAUGUGGAUUAGACAAUGCAAAUUAUUUUACGACGAUCAAGAAGAUGUAUGUUUUGCUUCACCGUGAUACCGCUCCAUUUCUACUAUGAGCGAGAAAAUGGUGC
Annulohypoxylon maeteangense is the source of this 3590-nucleotide messenger RNA. Its product is annotated as Coatomer, beta subunit. NCBI's taxonomy places the organism in Eukaryota, Fungi, Ascomycota, Sordariomycetes, Xylariales, Hypoxylaceae. Gene Ontology annotation, biological process: endoplasmic reticulum to Golgi vesicle-mediated transport; intra-Golgi vesicle-mediated transport; intracellular protein transport. The record is from RefSeq and is a predicted model, not a curated record. The transcript has 3 exons. Bases 367 to 3246 code for a protein of 959 amino acids. Gene Ontology annotation, molecular function: structural molecule activity. Gene Ontology annotation, cellular component: COPI vesicle coat; cytoplasm.